Otolemur garnettii (small-eared galago) is the source of this 1715-nucleotide messenger RNA. RefSeq names its product growth differentiation factor 10 (gene GDF10). The coding region runs from base 288 to 1715 and encodes 475 amino acids. Gene Ontology annotation, cellular component: extracellular region. The transcript is spliced from 3 exons. Gene Ontology annotation, biological process: BMP signaling pathway; osteoblast differentiation; SMAD protein signal transduction. NCBI's taxonomy places the organism in Eukaryota, Metazoa, Chordata, Mammalia, Primates, Galagidae. Gene Ontology annotation, molecular function: growth factor activity; cytokine activity. The record is from RefSeq and is a predicted model, not a curated record.
AGUCCGCCGAGGCAGCGCGCCGGCUCGGGCUCGGCUCGGCUCUGCGCGGCUCCGGACGGUCGUGACCGCUGGUCAGGGGCUCGGGCGGCCCCGACCGCCCGACUGACCGCGCGCCCAGCUGCCCGCCCUGCUCUGCCCCUGGCCCUGCGCGGAUCCCGGUACCUAGCGCCCUCGGCUCCCUGAGCUCCCUGCGCGCCCUCCCGCCGCGGGGUCGAACCGCAGCCUCCGGUGCGCCCGCGCUCUCCCUUCUCCUCCUGGCUCCCGCCCUUCGCCGCCCUCUCCCCGCCAUGGCUUGUGGCCCCGCUCGGACCAGCCCAGGGCCGGGGCUCCAGCUGCUCUUGCCGCUGCUUUUGCUGCUGCUCCGGGACGCUGACGGCAGCCACACAGCCCCUGCCUGGUCCGCACAGUCCGCAGCUGCCGACGGCCUCCUGAGGGACAAGCACUCCCAGCGGCCCUUGGGAGAUGGGGCCGCCACGCUGGGCCCCGGCGCCCAGGACAUGGUCGCUGUCCACAUGAUCAGGCUCUAUGAGAAGUACAGCCGGCGGGGCGCGCGGCCGGGAGGGGGCAACACGGUCCGCAGCUUCCGGGCCAAGCUGGUGGUCAACCAGAAGGCUGUGUAUUUCUUCAACCUGACUUCUAUGCAGGACUCGGAAAUGAUUCUUACAGCAACCUUCCACUUCUACUCGGAGCCACUAAGGUGGCCCAGAGCACGUGAAAUGCUGUGCAAGCCACGAGCCAAGAAUGCCUCGUGCCGCCUGCUGUCCCCGGGCCCACCCGUGCGCCAGCACCUGCUGUUCCGCAGCUUGUCACAGAACACCGCCACACAAGGGCUGCUCCGCGGGGCCAUGGCCGUGGCGCCACCACCGCGCGCCCUGUGGCAGGCCAAGGACAUCUCCCACAUCGUCAAGGCAGCCCGCAGGGAUGGGGAGCUGCUCCUCUCUGCCCAGCUGGAUUCUGAGGAGAGGGACCCGGGGGUGCCCAGUUCCAGCCCCCAUGCGCCCUACAUCCUCAUCUACGCCAACGAUCUGGCCAUCUCAGAGCCCAACAGCGUGGCGGUGACACUGCAGAGAUACGACCCCUUCCCGGCUGGAGACCCCGAGCCCCGCGCAGCCCCCAACAUCUCGGCAGACCCCCGUGUGCGCCGGGCAGCACAGGCCACUGGCCCCCUCCAGGACAACGAGCUGCCGGGGCUGGACGAGAGGCCAGCGCAUGCCCCCCAUGUACAGCACUACCACAAACACGAGCUGUGGCCCAGCCCCUUCCGGGCGCUGAAGCCCCGGCCUGGCCGCAAAGACCGCAGAAGGAAGGACCAGGACAUGUUCAUGGCCUCCUCGCAGGUGCUGGACUUCGACGAGAAGACGAUGCAGAAAGCCCGGAGGAAGCAGUGGGAUGAGCCCAGGGUGUGCUCCCGGAGGUACCUGAAGGUGGACUUCGCGGACAUCGGCUGGAACGAGUGGAUCAUCUCACCCAAAUCCUUUGAUGCCUACUACUGCGCUGGUGCCUGCGAGUUCCCCAUGCCCAAGAUCGUUCGCCCAUCCAACCACGCCACUAUCCAGAGUAUUGUCAGGGCCGUGGGCAUUGUCCCUGGGAUCCCAGAGCCCUGCUGUGUCCCUGACAAGAUGAACUCCCUUGGGGUCCUUUUCCUGGAUGAGAACCGGAAUGUGGUUCUGAAGGUAUACCCCAACAUGUCUGUGGAAACCUGUGCCUGCCGGUAG